Molecule: messenger RNA, 1152 nt
Organism: Necator americanus (New World hookworm)
Lineage: Eukaryota; Metazoa; Nematoda; Chromadorea; Rhabditida; Ancylostomatidae
Exons: 7
Coding region: 1-1152 (383 amino acids)
Molecular function (GO): nucleic acid binding
Source: RefSeq, a predicted model, not a curated record
AUGCACGACGUGAAAGCCGGCUGUCGUCUUACUGUCCAGCUGUUCAUUGUCAGGAGAGCGAUCGAAAUCUGGCAGCAGUAUUCGAAGCCAAUGCAAUUAGCCUUUCUGGACUUUGAAGCCGCUUUCGAAUCUCCUCAUCGAGGCUGUCUUCUCAACGCGCUCCGCGCCAAUGGAAUACCAGGAAAGUUCGUUCGCUUGCUUGAUGACAAGAAUCAACGAACAACAGCUCAGUUCGAACACCAGCAGAAUGUACAACACCAUUUCAGAAGGAGUUUUAAAAAGUUUGUCGGGUUGGAGCUGGAAGAGGCCACCUGGCGGAAAACGGAAGUUCUGGUCUUUGGAGGUAGUGAAAGAGAACCUGAGAACACUUGGCGUGGAGGGGCAGUUCAAGCGGAACCUUGGCGCUUGGAGCGUAAGCAACGAAUAUUGCAAAAGUUGGUUCGAUCCAUAUCUUGUGAUCCGUGGAUGCGGGUAUUGCUUGCCAGGCGUUCGAAAGGAUCUAUCUUCGUUGUCACACUCUUUUUGACAAGUAAACUAUGUCGCCUCAUCUCGGUGGGUCCGAUGACUGUCGUGCUUGACCUUCUUGGAUUGCGUCAUCAGUUCUUCAAUGGUCGCUUCCGAGACAGCCGUGCUUGCCGCUUCAAAGCCGGAAACAAGAAAGAAGACGAGCCUCGCUCUGAUCGACCGACUGCAAUAUCGUCCGACGAACUGAAGAAUCCGGCGGAGCAGCACUCAUGUGAAGGUGUGCGGUAUUUUGCUGCCAGUCUUGGCUGUUCGCUGUCUACCGUGAGCAAUGGACUGCGACCUCACGGAAUGCUGCUCUCCAGUAGCCGCAGAUUCGACUGGCUGGACAUCAUUGUCACUGGAGAUGAAAAAUGGGUCCUCUACGUCAACCACACCCACAAAUGUGUGUGGUGCGCUGGCGAUGAAAUGCCGGAUACUUUCGUGAAAGGUGAAAUCCAUGAGAAGAAGGUCAUGCUGAGCGCCUGGUGGGGAGUUCAUGGAAUCUACCGUUUCGAACUGCUGCCGGACAACACGACGAGCUCGGAUGAGAAGUUCUACCGCAUCACCGUACAGCCCGGACCUGGCUCCGAGCGACUACCACCUCUUGCGAUUGCUUCAGCGAUAUCUGGAAUAAAAGCACUACGAUGA